Molecule: messenger RNA, 5366 nt
Organism: Loxodonta africana (African savanna elephant)
Lineage: Eukaryota; Metazoa; Chordata; Mammalia; Proboscidea; Elephantidae
Gene: RALBP1
Product: ralA binding protein 1
Exons: 10
Coding region: 1723-3690 (655 amino acids)
Biological process (GO): positive regulation of GTPase activity; endocytosis; small GTPase-mediated signal transduction
Cellular component (GO): membrane
Molecular function (GO): small GTPase binding; GTPase activator activity
Source: RefSeq, a predicted model, not a curated record
AUGAGCAAUUGAUGGUCUGUUCCACAGUCGUUCCCUGGCCUUGUUCUGACUGAUGAUAUUGAGCUUUUCCAUCAUCUCUUUCCACAGAUGUAGUCAAUUUGAUUUCUGUGUGUUCCAUCUGAUGAGGUCCAUAUGUAUAGUUGCCAUUUAUGUUGGUGAAAGAAGGUAUUUGCAAUGAAGAAGUCGCUGGUCUUGCAAAAUUCUAUCAUUCGAUCUCCAGCAUUGUUUCUAUCACCAAGGCCAUAUUUUCCAACUGCUGAUCCUUCUUCUUUGUUUCCAACUUUUGCAUUCCAAUCGCCAGUAAUUAUCAAUGCGUCUUGACUGCAUGUUCAAUCAAUUUCAGACUGUAGCAGCUGAUAAAAAUCUUCUAUUUCUUCAUCUUUGGCCCUAGUAGUUGGUGCGUAAAUUUGAAUAAUAGUCGUAUUAACUGGUCUUCUUUGUGGGCGUACGGAUAUUAUCCUAUCACUGACAGCGUUGUACUUCAGGAUGGAUCUUGAAACGUUUUUUUUGAUGAUGAAUGCAACACCAUUCCUCUUUGAGUUGUCGUUCCCAGCAUAGUAGACUAUAUGAAUGUACAAGUCAAAAUGGCCAAUACUAGUCCAUUUUAACUCACUAAUGCCUAGAAUAUCGAUGUUUAUGCAUUCCAUUUCAUUUUUUGACGAUUUUCAAUUUUCCUAGAUUCAUACUUUGUACAUUCCAGGUUCCGAUUAUUAAUGGAUGUUUGCAGCUGUUUCUUCCCAUUUUGAGUCAUGCCACAUCAGGAGAUGAAGGUCCUGAAAGCUUUACUCCAUCCACGUCAUUAAGGUCGGCUCUACUUUGUGGAGGCAGCUCUUCUUCACUCAUCUUUUGAGUGCCUGCCAACCUGGGGGGCUCAUCUUCCAGCACUAUAUCAGACAGUGUUCUGCUGCUAUUCAUAAUCUGGACUAUAUUAAGAAGAACGGGGCAUGAGGAUCGGGGGAAGACUCAUUAACAACCUGCGUUAUGCAGAUGAGACAACCUGGUUUGCUGAAAGUGAAGAGGACGUGAAGCACUAAUAAAGAUCAAAGACCACAGCCUUCGUUAUGGAUUACACCUCAACAUAAAGAAAAUAAAAAUCCUCACAACUGGACCAACGAGCAACAUUAUGUUAAAUGGAGAAAAGAUUGAAGUUGUCAAGGAUUUCAUUUUGCUUGAAUCCACUAUCAACAGCCGUGGAAGCAGCAGUCAGGAAAUCAAAAGACGCGUUACAUUGGGCAAAUCUGCUACAAAGGACCUCUUCAAAGUGUUGAAGAGCAAAGAUGUCACCCUGAAGACUAAGGUGUGCCUGACCCAUACCAUGGUAUUUUCAAUCACAUCAUAUGUAUGUGAAAGCUGGACAGUGAAUAAGGAAGACUGAAGAAGAGUUGACGCCUUUGAAUUGUGGUGUUGGUGAGGAAUAUUAAAUAUACCAUGGACUGCCAAAGGAACGAAUGAAUCUGUCUUUGGAGAAGUGUGACCAGAAUGCUCCUUAGAUGCAAGGAUGGCGAGACUGCAUCUUACAUACCUUGGACAUGUUGUCAGGAAGUAUCAGUCCCUGGAGAAGGACAUCAUGCUUGGCAGAAUACAGGGUCAGCGGAACAGAGGAAGACCCUCAACGAGGUGGAUUGACAGAGUGGCUGCAACAAUGAACUCAAGCAUAACGAUUUGCAGAUGUAAUGGAUAGGUGACAGAGAGGACAGCUUCACCUCUUGUCAGGGAGCCAGAAUGACUGAGUGCUUCCUGCCGCCCACCAGCAGCCCCAGUGAACACCGCAGAGGGGAACACGGCAGUGGUCUUACUCGAACCCCCAGCUCUGAAGAGAUCAGCCCCACUAAGUUUCCGGGAUUGUACCGGACGGGUGAGCCCUCGCCUCCCCACGACAGCCUCCAUGAACCUGCUGAUGUUGUGUCUGAUGAUGAGAAAGACCAUGGGAAGAAAAAAGGAAAAUUUAAGAAAAAGGAAAAAAGGACUGAAGGCUAUGCUGCCUUUCAGGAAGAUAGCUCUGGAGAUGAAGCUGAAAGUCCUUCCAAAAUGAAGAGGUCCAAGGGAAUCCAUGUUUUUAAGAAGCCCAGCUUUUCUAAAAAGAAGGAGAAGGAUUUUAAAAUAAAAGAGAAACCCAAAGAAGAAAAACAUAAAGAAGAAAAACACAAAGAAGAAAAACAUAAAGAGAAGAAGUCAAAAGACUUGACAGCAGCCGAUGUUGUUAAACAGUGGAAGGAAAAGAAGAAGAAGAAGAAACCAGUGCCGGAGCCAGAGGUGCCUCAAGUUGACGUUCCAAGUCUCAGGCCCGUCUUUGGGAUUCCUUUGGCUGACGCGGCGGAGCGGACCAUGGUGUGUGAUGGCAUCCGCCUGCCGGCCGUGUUCCGGGAGUGUUUGGAUUACGUGGAAAAGCACGGCAUGAAGAGUGAAGGAAUCUACAGAGUUUCAGGAAUUAAAUCAAAGGUGGAUGAGCUAAAAGCAGCCUAUGACCGAGAAGAGUCUCCAAACUUGGACGAAUAUGAGCCUAACACUGUAGCUAGUUUGCUGAAGCAGUACUUACGAGACCUUCCAGAGAAUUUGCUUACCAAAGAGCUGAUGCCCCGAUUCGAAGAGGCUUGUGGGAGGGGCACUGAGAGCGAGAAAGUGCAGGAAUUCCAGCGUUUACUGAAGGAACUGCCGGAAUGUAACUAUCUUCUCAUUUCCUGGCUGAUUGUACACAUGGACCAUGUUAUCUCCAAGGAGCUGGAAACAAAGAUGAACAUACAGAACAUUUCUAUAGUGCUCAGCCCUACGGUUCAGAUUAGCAAUCGCGUCUUGUAUGUGUUUUUCACGCAUGUGCAAGAGCUCUUUGGAAAUGUGGUACUAAAACAAGUGACAAAGCCUCUCCGGUGGUCUAACAUGGCCACUAUGCCUACCCUGCCGGACACCCAGGAGAGCAUCAAGGAGGAGAUCAGAAGACAGGAGUUUCUUUUGAAUUGUUUACAUCGAGAUUUGCAGGGUGGGAUAAAGGAUUUAUCUAAAGAAGAAAGAUUAUGGGAAGUACAAAGAAUUUUGACAGCCCUCAAAAGAAAACUGAGAGAAGCUAAAAGACAAGAAUGUGAAACCAAGAUUGCACAAGAGAUAGCUAGUCUUUCAAAAGAGGAUGUUUCCAAAGAAGAAAUGAAUGAAAAUGAAGAAGUUAUAAAUAUUCUCCUUGCCCAGGAGAAUGAGAUCUUGACUGAACAGGAGGAACUUCUAGCCAUGGAGCAGUUUCUGCGCCGGCAGAUCGCCUCAGAGAAAGAAGAAAUAGAACGCCUCAGAGCUGAGAUUGCUGAAAUUCAGAGUCGUCAGCAACAUGGUCGAAGUGAAACUGAGGAGUAUUCCUCUGACAGUGAGAGUGAGAGUGAAGAUGAAGAAGAGCUGCAGAUCAUUCUGGAGGAUUUACAGAGACAGAAUGAGGAGCUGGAAAUAAAGAACAAUCACUUGAAUCAAGCAAUCCACGUAGAGCGAGAGGCCAUCAUUGAGCUGCGAGUGCAGCUCCGGCUGCUGCAGCUGCAGCGGGCUCAGUCUGAGCAGCAGGUGCAGGACGAAGAGGAGCCUGAGAGGCGUGGGGGUGGAGCUCAGCCGCCAAGAGACAGUGUUCUCGAGACAAAGGCAACAAAAGAGCAGCCAAAGGCCGUCAAGGAGCAAGGAAAGCCGUCACCGAGCAAAGACAGGAAGGAAACACCCAUUUGAGCAGCCUCGUGGGCCAGUCACAGCAUCCUUGUGGACUUUAAAGACCUGUGCAUCUUACUGUAACACUGAGACUCAGCGCACAACUGUGCUGUGCUGUGCUGUGCAUUCUGUAACCACGUCCUUUCUCCUCAGAGAUGCUUUUUUCUCUCACCUCUUUGACUUCUGCCCCACCAGGCUCAGGUUACAGGACAAAGCAGCGGAAGCAUUUUUGGACUCGUAGGGGACAGAUGAGUUUUCCAGAUAGUAUCAGCUUAUUUGAAGAUUAAUUUUCUUUGUUUAACUUAAAAUAACUAUUUUAAUCCUUGAGUGGCUUCUUUUUAAACCAAAAAUCGUCUUUCUUUGCUUUUUUUAAUCACAGCAGAAUCAGGAUCUCUUUCUCUCAUUCAAGGGGGAAAAAACAAAACAAGUUAAAUACUAUACCUGCCUCGUGGCUUGGUCCAUUGUCUCACUGUCAGGAUUUCUGCUUACUUAUCACUCUUGCUUGUGCCUUUUACACCUUUUUGGUGCAGAUUAUAUAAUGGGGAGCUGCCUCGUGUUUUCUGACUGGCCACAAUGGCUCUUACUGGGUGUCUCCUUUACCCCCCUGCCCCUUGUAAUUCUCUUACUUUACACUUCCAGGCCACAGUAAGUAAGCCCCCAUCACCAAACAGCUGGGUUUGGUUGCAGACAGAGCUGGCUGCCCAUGGAAUGUGCCUGGCCAGGCCUGUGACAGCACGGGCCAGCAGCUCCCAGGAGCAGCAGCCCACCUCCCUCCUGUUACUCACUGAGUUGGUCGAAGGCAGCAGCCUUGGCCUAAUCCAUCCACACAAAGGAUCUGUUUUCGGACCAGAAACCUUUUACAUGACUGACCUUUCAUUAAAAACAGAAUGACUUAUAUUGCUUGCUUGGGCUAGAAUGUAAAUGUCUUUGCCUGAAUAAGCCAUAUAUAUGCUCUUAAACAAACGUUUUGAAUUAUUCACACCACUUCAGUGAGCCUACUGAUGGACUGCCAGUUGACACGACUGAGCAAUAGAAAAAACAUACUUUUCCUUUUAAUGAUAGCUAGGAUUCCCACCUCCCCGUUUCCUUGCUCCAGAUAACUCCUAUAGAUGAUCUGAGGCUUCUGUGAGGCCGGGUUUUUAAGGCAACUUUGUCUCAUUUGCACUCUCAGAAUAAAUGGCAUUCAUGAGAUGGGUCCAGAUCUCAUGUUAAUGAAAACCAGCCCCACACACUCAAGGUGAUGAGAACAACUCCACAGAGUGCUCUGUCCUUUCCUCCUCCUGGUUAGUAUUUAUUUUCAGCACCUGUUCGAUGUGGUUUUCUAUCCUCUACCUAUUGCACUGUUACGACUUGUCGGCCAUUAUUUGAUUUUUGUAUGAAAAAAAGCUUUGUUAUAGAAAUCAGCAUACUAUUUUUUUAAAUCUGGAGAGAAGAUAUUAUGGUGACUGAGAAUAUGGUCAGGCGUCAGACAUACCUGUAUAAAGGCCUUGCUGUCCUGUCUCAUACUGCGUCCAUUUUAUACUGGCUGGCAGUAUUCAAGGUUUCUUUCUUUCUUUGUGUAAACUCUAAUUUCUAUCAAGGUGUCAUCGAUUUUUAAAAUUAGUAUUUCAUUACAAAUGUCUCAACGUUGGUUAAUUUUUGCCAGGACCAUUAUUGAUUAAGCAAAUAAAUUCAACAGCCAUUUGGGGGAAAAAAAA